This is a messenger RNA of Procambarus clarkii (red swamp crayfish), 2155 nucleotides long. Its product is annotated as facilitated trehalose transporter Tret1. Gene Ontology annotation, molecular function: transmembrane transporter activity. Gene Ontology annotation, cellular component: membrane. NCBI's taxonomy places the organism in Eukaryota, Metazoa, Arthropoda, Malacostraca, Decapoda, Cambaridae. The record is from RefSeq and is a predicted model, not a curated record. Gene Ontology annotation, biological process: transmembrane transport.
UCUCCCGCCAGUUACCAGAAGCCUACUACGAAGAACGUGUACAUCGCAAACAUGUCCAAACCCUGCCCAGCCACUUCUGUUACAGACCUUUGUGUUGAUAAAACGGGCGAAUCAGUCGACGAGAGGCGACGGCGCCACGCUUGGCAGAUGCUUCUGAUUCUCGGAGCGUCCGUGUCGUACUUCGUGAUGGGUAUGUCCUUAUCUUGGCCCAAUGUCCUGGCCUCUGACCUCUUGUCUGAGAACUCUACUCUCUUCAGUACUCACCUCCAGCUUGACGACUGGCAAAUGGAUAUGAUGGGCAGCAUCUUGACAAUAGGUAGCGUGCCUGGGUUCCUGGUGGCGGGGUGGAUGAUAGGGCGACUGGGGCGGCGAUGGUCCCUGGCAGUGGCAGUGGUGCCAGGCCUCCUAGGCUGGGCCGCCAUCGCCUUCGCCCUCGACGCCACCAUGUUGAUCAUCGGCAGGUUCUUGGACGGCAUCACUUGUGGCAUGGUCACUUUAGCCGUAAUCACCUACGCUACAGAAAUACCUGACACCACUCACCGAGGCUCAGUUGGAACUAUCGUCUGCUUUAUGUUCUUAAUUGGUACCGGCAUAGGUGUCAGUCUGGGAAUCUUUCUAACGUGGUACGAGGUCGCCUUCAUCAACGUGGGUCUUCUCCUGUUGUACAUUAUCGCCAUUGUUCCCUGCUUGCCGGAAAGCCCGACCUUUCUUGCGGUAAAUGACAAAGACAAAGCAGCUCACAGAAUCUUAGAACGUCUUAGAGGAACAUAUGCCGAUCUUGACGCCGAAAUAAAAUUAUUAAAGCAGUUAAACAGAGUAACAGAUGCAACCUCAAAGUGGGGUGCCCUUUUAAGUUUAGAAAACUUAAAACGUAUAUCUCUCUUGUCUUGUCUUUUCUUCAUUCAAAACUUUAGUGGGACUGCAGUCAUCAGGGUCAAUGCCACGAGAAUACUUGAAGCCUCGGGUGUGAAUCUGGAUAAAGAUAUCAGCACCACCAUACUUCUAGUGGUUCCAAUAUGUGGGGUUUUCGUGCUGACGUCCCUAGUGGACCGUAUAGGCCGUCGGCUGUGUCUAGUGGUCUCGAUGGCACCAAUGGUGGUAGCCUACGCCAUACUAGGCUGCUAUGUCUUCCUCAGUAAUUACCAAGUGACUAUCGUGUCCUUCGCUUCGCUCUACUCCAACCAUAGCCACGAAACAGGAUCCAUACAAAAGAUUGAAAGUCCAGAGAAUGAGUGGUCAUGGCUCCCUCUGGGGUGUCUCCUGGUAUGCAUCUUCGCCAUGAACAUUGGCAUCGAGUCUCUGCCGUGGCACCUGUCAUCUGAACUCUUCCCAACCACCAUAAGGUCCCAGGCGAUGAGCGUAUGCACUGUCGUGGGGAGCGUGUUCGCGGCGGCGGCCCUGCAACUGUACAGUCCCAUGCAAAGCUUCCUCACCCCUGCUGGUCUCUACUGGACCUAUGCCGGCGUCUCUGCCCUGGGAAUAGUCUUCAUUCUCCUCACUAUUCCAGAGACCGCCCGUCAGGCAGUUGGCUAGGCCCGGAGACAAUACGUGAAGCAGUUGGUUAGGCUCGGAGACCGCCCGUCAGGCAGUUGGCUAGGCCCAGAGACAAUACGUGAAGCAGUUGGCUAGGCUCAGAGACCGCCCGCCAGGCAGUUGGCUAGGCCCAGAAACAAUAUGUGAAGCAGUUGGCUAGGCUCGGAGACCGCCCGUCAGGCAGUUGGCUAGGCCCAGAAACAAUACGUGAAGCAGCUGGCUAGGCUCGGAGACCGCCCGUCAGGCAGUUGGCUAGGCCCGGAGACAAUACAUGAAGCAGUUGGCUAGGCCCAGAGACCACACGUGAAGUAGUUGGCUAUUCUUAUUAUUGUUAUUUCCUUUUUUAACUUCAUCUGUUCUCCAGUAUGUCUUAAUUUAGUGCUACGUCUGUCAUUUAUAAUUUAUUAUGUAGGAUGUCUAUAAGACAAAUUUAACGAUUAAUAUUUUGGACCCAUGAAGCCUCAUGAUGAAAUAAAUCAAAUCAAAUCAAAUCAAAUUAUUCAGGUAAUGUACAUACAUACGAGGUGAGAUACAAAACAUUGAUGGAUUUAUAGCUAGAUGGAUUUAGAUAUAGAUAGAUUUAUAUAACUUUUUAUAGCUUCAACGCUACGUUCUGUCAGUA